Lethenteron reissneri (Far Eastern brook lamprey) is the source of this 2290-nucleotide messenger RNA. It is a transcript of the gene CCDC47, whose product is annotated as coiled-coil domain containing 47. Gene Ontology annotation, molecular function: calcium ion binding. The record is from RefSeq and is a predicted model, not a curated record. Gene Ontology annotation, biological process: endoplasmic reticulum calcium ion homeostasis. Gene Ontology annotation, cellular component: endoplasmic reticulum. NCBI's taxonomy places the organism in Eukaryota, Metazoa, Chordata, Hyperoartia, Petromyzontiformes, Petromyzontidae.
CGAAAACGCGGUGGAGUGUGGAGACGUCGGAAUUCGAGCUGAAAUCUGGUGCGUCCCAAUUUGUUUCAUGAAUUUUCGAGGGCUCUGAUUGCCACACACAACGCACACGGCUGUGUAGUAGCGCCCCUUAGCGGAUGCCGCUGGCCCAAGCUUAUCCGCUCAUGGGAACGCAACGCUGCGGUGGUCGGGCAGUCGAACGCGUCUCGUAUUUAAUAGCCCAGACGACGCAUCUCACGCGGGCUGGACCGAAUUAUAUGGAAGAAGAAAAAACCCGCGGAGUCUAUCUGCCUCCCUGUAUUCCUGCAUCCCAACUUCUCUGGCUUCCCGUCUCCCCAUCUCCCUCCCUGCCUCUCUACCUCUAUCUUGCCUAGGCUCCCUGCCUCCCUGCCUCCCUCCCUGCCUCCCCACCUCUCCCCACCAGUGCCAUGCGGAUGGACACUCUGCUGGAGCUGGCUGUGCCCCUUGCUGCCCUGUUGGUUCUCGGGAGCCGUCCGGCACGUGGGAGCCUCCACUUUCAGUACGACCACAACGAUGACGAUGGCGGCCGUGACAGAGAUGAGGACGAUUUUGCAGAGUUUGAAGACUUUGGUGAAGACGAGGAUGGCUUCUUCCCGGAGUCUGGGGUGGGACGUACCCCAGCACCCCCCAUCAAGAGCCACGCACCGUGGGAGGACGCACGGCCAAGCGCGGAGAGGGCAGCCCGUCCGACAGGGGCCGCUGAUGAUGACGAGGACGAUGAUGGAGAGGUCUCGGAUGAGGACGAUGAAGUGAACGGAGAGGCUGCGGAUGACUUUGAAGAUUCCGAUAAUCCUGACGAGGAUGAUGUUGAACAGUUUGACGAGGAGGAGUUUGAAGGGAUCAGGGACAAGUCUGGCAGGAAGAAGCACAGCAUUGACACUCCGAUUCGCAUUGUAGUGGUGCCAGACCAUUUGCAGAACGGAUGGGAGAGCUAUUACCUGGAGAUCCUCAUGGUCACGGGGCUGCUCGCCUACAUCGUGAACUACAUGAUCGGCCGCACCAAGAACAGCCGCCUUGCACAGGCCUGGUUCAACUCGCACCGCGAGCUGCUGGAGGCAAACUUCUGCCUCGUGGGUGACGAUGGCACAGCCAAGGAAGUGAUGAGCACUGGUGCGCUGAACCAGGAGAACGAGCACGUGUACAGUCUGUGGUGCUCGGGUCGCGUGUGCUGCGAGGGCAUGCUGGUGCAACUCAAGUUCCUCAAGCGUCAGGAUCUGCUGAACGUGCUGGCUCGCACGAUGAGGCCCACAUCAGAUCAAGUGAACAUCAAGGUAACAAUGACCAUCGAUGACAUGGACAGCAUGGUGUUUGCUGUGGGGACGAAGAAGGCUGUCAGCCGGCUACACAAGGAGAUGCAGGACCUGAGCUUGUACUGCACGGACAAACCCAAGCCUCUGGGCCGCUACGGGCUGCCUGACUCACUAGUGGUGCUCAGCGAAAGUUCUGAGAUCACUGACUGCCUUUUGGACCCCAAGAUGAUCAGCUUUCUGAAGGCGCAUGUCGACACCAUCGAGUCCAUCCACAUGUCCGACCAACACUCAGGGCCCAAGGUCACCCAGGAGGAGGGCCAGCCCAUAAAGCUCCCUGAUGCAAAAAAGUGUUUGUUGUUUACAUUUAAUGUGCCUGGAGCAGGCCACACAUCCCCGCGAGACAUGGAGGGCAUGCUGGGUCUCAUGAAGAUGGUCAUCUACUGCAUGGACAAGAUGAAAAGGUUCCGGCUCGGCAAAGAGGCCAAGCAGAAGGCGGAGCGCAACCGAACGCGCGUGGAGGAGAACUUCCUGAAGCUGACGCACGCGCAGAGACAGGAGGCGGCGCAGAGCCGCCGCGAGGAGAAGAAGCGCGCCGAGAAGGAGCGCAUCAUGAACGAGGAGGACCCCGAGCGUCAGCGCAAGCUGGAGGAGGUGCAGAUUCGCCGUGAGCAAAAGAAGAAGGAGAAGAAGCAGAUGAAGAUGAAGCAGAUCAAAGUGAAGGCCAUGUGAGCAGAGUUGUUGCUAGGGGCGGAGCGACGUGUUGCUAUGCUUGGCUCCUGGUGGGCACAGCAAGAGAUCACGAUUUUCUGACGCAUUUCCGCGGUCAAUUUGAGUGUUCCCAGUGAUAAUUGUUUUUUUACCCUUUUAUCUGGCAACAAAACUGACACCUUUUUUUUACAAGGAGUCAUGUUUGCAUAGACCACAAUACCUGCAGUCAUAAUGCAAACAAAAAACACAACUCUGAAAAUGUAUGCACUGUCCUUGAAGUUGAUUGGUCCACACCCGAGACAGCUUUCCUUAGA